Lycium ferocissimum is the source of this 827-nucleotide messenger RNA. Its product is annotated as putative calcium-binding protein CML19. The record is from RefSeq and is a predicted model, not a curated record. Lineage: Eukaryota; Viridiplantae; Streptophyta; Magnoliopsida; Solanales; Solanaceae. The transcript has a single exon. Gene Ontology annotation, molecular function: calcium ion binding. The coding region runs from base 287 to 721 and encodes 144 amino acids.
CGAAACCUUUUGUUAAGAAUAGAAGGAACUCAUCUUUCGAGAUCUUGAUCUUACCUUUUUUGAAACUUAUUCUCAAUAUACUAUAAGGCACAUUAAAGUGAAAGUCUUUCCUAAUAAGAGUUUUUCCAUUCCCUUCAAACCAGCAACAUUUAGUCAAGGAUAGAAGGAUCGCUGUUCGUCCCAUUCUUAGAUUUCUUUUCCCCCCUCAAUUUCAGGAUCAACAAACAUAUUUUUUAUCUAUUUCUUUUAGUCAUUCAUAUAUUCUCUCAUUUCCUUAUAAUUAACGAUGGAAGGAUACCACCAGCAACAGUACAAACGACUUUUCGACCACCUUGAUGAGAACGGGGACAGGAAAAUAUCAGCGUCCGAGUUGCAACAAUGUGUACAUAUGAUAGGUAAAGACAUGUCGUUGGACGAGGCAGAGGCAGCGGUCGCGGCCUAUGACUCGGACAACGAUGGCUUAUUGGAUUUCGACGAUUUCUUGAGAUUAGUGGAAGAUGGUGGGACCGAAGAAGAGAAGGCCAACGAAAUGAAGGAGGCAUUUAGGAUGUAUGAGAUGGAAGGGUGUGGAUGCAUCACACCGGAAAGUUUAAAGAGAAUGCUUGAUAGGUUAGGGGAGAAGAGAACUGUUGAUGAGUGCAGAGGAAUGAUUGCGAGAUAUGAUAUCAAUGGUGAUGGUUUGCUCAAUUUUGAUGAAUUUGUCAUCAUGAUGCGUUGCUAGUUACAUAUCAAGUUCUUUGUCGUCAUUUAUCACUAAUCACAUUGUUUAGAACUUGGGUUUCUUUGUUAACUUUGUAAUAAUGAUAAAUGAUGGCACAUUCUUUCUA